Molecule: messenger RNA, 2515 nt
Organism: Piliocolobus tephrosceles (Ugandan red Colobus)
Lineage: Eukaryota; Metazoa; Chordata; Mammalia; Primates; Cercopithecidae
Gene: FBXO17
Product: F-box protein 17
Exons: 6
Coding region: 489-1325 (278 amino acids)
Biological process (GO): SCF-dependent proteasomal ubiquitin-dependent protein catabolic process; ERAD pathway; glycoprotein catabolic process
Cellular component (GO): SCF ubiquitin ligase complex; cytoplasm
Molecular function (GO): protein binding; ubiquitin protein ligase activity
Source: RefSeq, a predicted model, not a curated record
AAGUGUUUCGAAUCAGGCCCUCGGUCGGGAUCACAGCUAAGCGGUUUACCAACCGUGGACCUGGGCAGGAUCCCAUACAUGUGAGGGGUGGAGACGGCCGCAAGCAGGAGGCCAGAACCAGAAGGAAACGGAAUUUGAAUGGGGGUGGGGAGUUAGGACCAGUCCCCCCGCGGCAACUGGGCCUCCCGCUCGCCGCACGCAGCCCUCCCAGCUCCCCGGCCCGCCCUCGCUCCCGCCCGGCCCAGCGGCCGGAGGAGUGGCGGCCUCCCGCUCCCGCCCGCGGGAUCUCAGAGUCACCGCCCCCGGCGCCGGGCUGCAGCCGCCACGCCUCGGGAGAGGACCGACUGCCUAGACCGCCGGUCCCGGGGCUCCCUAGGCCACGCCGAUCACGGGGAGGCCCCAGACUGCCUCCCAGAGCAAAGUGGGGAAAGGAGCUUAGCCCGCCGCUGCCGCCUCCGAGCAGCCCGCCAGGACUCCGGCUGCUAGAGAUGGGCGCCCGGCUCUCGCGGCGACGGCUGCCGGCGGACCCGUCCCUGGCCCUGGACGCGCUGCCCCCGGAGCUGCUGGUGCAGGUUCUAAGCCACGUGCCUCCACGCGCCUUGGUCACGCGAUGCCGCCCAGUGUGCCGCGCCUGGCGCGACAUAGUGGACGGGCCCACCGUGUGGCUGCUGCAGCUGGCCCGCGACCGCAGCGCCGAAGGCCGCGCACUCUAUGCAGUGGCCCAACGCUGCCUGCCCAGCAACGAAGACAAGGAGGAGUUCCCGCUGUGUGCCCUGGCGCGCUACUGUCUGCGCGCGCCCUUCCGCCGCAACCUCAUCUUCAAUUCCUGCGGAGAGCAGGGCUUCAGAGGCUGGGAGGUGGAGCACGGCGGGAAUGGCUGGGCCAUAGAAAAGAACCUAACACCAGUACCUGGAGCUCCUUCGCAGACCUGUUUCGUGACCUCUUUCGAAUGGUGCUCCAAGAGGCAGCUUGUGGACCUGGUGAUGGAAGGUGUGUGGCAGGAGCUACUGGACAGCGCCCAGAUUGAGAUCUGUGUGGCUGACUGGUGGGGUGCUCGAGAGAACUGCGGCUGCGUCUACCAGCUCCGGGUCCGCCUUCUGGACGUGUAUGAAAAGGAAGUGGUCAAGUUCUCAGCCUCCCCUGACCCGGUCCUUCAGUGGACUGAGAGGGGCUGCCGACAGGUCUCCCACGUCUUCACCAACUUUGGCAAGGGCAUCCGCUACGUAUCUUUUGAGCAGUACGGGAGAGACGUGAGUUCCUGGGUGGGGCACUACGGUGCCCUUGUGACCCACUCCAGCGUGAGGGUCAGGAUCCGUCUGUCCUAGCGACUGGACUACCGCCUGACGUCGUCAGUCAAGACCAGCCUUGCAGCCAGGUGCGGUGGCUCACACCUGUGGAAUCCCAGCACUUCAAGAGGCCAAGGUGGGAGGAUCACUGGAGCUCAGGAGUUCAAGACCAGCCUGGGCAACAUACUGAGACCCUGUCUCCACAAAUAAUUUUUACAAAAUUCGCCAGGCAUGGUGGUGCCGCCUGUAGUCCCAGCUACUCGGGAGGCUUGGGUGGGAGGAUUGCCUGAGUCCAGGAGGUUGAGGCUACAGUGAGCCGUGAUUUCACCACUGCACUCCAGCCUGGGCAAGAAAGCAAGACCCUGUAUCAAAGAAAAAAAAAAAAAAAAAGACAAGCCUUGCAGCCAGAAGCCAGAGGAUACCCAGGGACAGUAGGGGGGUCCCAUGUGGCUGGUUCUCAGUACACCUUCCAUGAACCUGCUUGCUGCUGCUUCAGCGUGGUGGCCAACAUGCUGUGUGACAAACUAGGCUGUUCACAGCUUUCUCAGCCCCCUAGAAGGGGGGUGUCAGGAAAGAGACAUUUAGUUCAUUUGCCUGCAAACUGUCUUCUCCUGCAAGGAUCUCAGUAGACUCAGUCACAAAACAAAGGCUAACCCAGGAUUUGUACCGGGGGAAGGCCGCCGACGCAGGAGGCCGAGACUUGCCGGCAUGUUUUGGGGGUAAUGGUGACUGGCAGGCAGCAGAGGUCCGCUGAGGCAGUCAGUCUGUCCUUGAGACCAACAGGAUCAUCUGCUGUUUGGGAAUCUCUGGUGUUGGGAACAGGCUCCCAGAUCUGGCCAUAAACUGGCCCCAAAACUGGCCAUAAACAAAAUCUCUGCAGCACUGUGACAGGUUCGUGAUGGCCAUGACCCCAACGCUGAAAGUUGUGGGUUUACCGGAAUGAGGGCAAGGAACACCUGGCCCACCCAGGGCGGAAAACCGCUUAAAGGGGUUCUUGAACCACAAACAAUAGCAUGAGCGAUCUGUGCCUUAAGGACAUGCUCCUGCUGCAGAUAACUAACCACAGCCCAUCCCUUUAUUUCCUGUAAGAAAUGCUUUUAGUUACUCUAUAAUCUAUAGAAACAAUGCUUAUCACUGGCUUGCUGUUAAUAAAUAAUGUGGGUAAAUCUCUGUUCGAGGCUCUCAGCUCUGAAAGCUGUGUGACCCCUGAUUUCCCACUCCACACCCUA